Porites evermanni is the source of this 2990-nucleotide messenger RNA. Lineage: Eukaryota; Metazoa; Cnidaria; Anthozoa; Scleractinia; Poritidae. The record is from the annotation of a GenBank genome assembly.
AGUACUUAACCAUUCAUUCGCCUGACAAGGGAAAUUUCCCUUGGAGUUAUUUCAAUUCAUCGAUAUUUUUAUGAGAAAGGUUAAGAAAGCAAAGAGUAAGUCAUUUUCAUUUAGCUGUGGAUGGUCGUAGAUGUAUUUCUGGUCUCUUAUCCGAGUCAAGAGAAGGACUCUAAAACUAUCUUUACUCUAACGAGUUGCAUAACAAAAUUUGUUGUCACGCGAUUUUUCACAUCACAAAGCAACAACACUCCUAUUCAGGAUUGCUUAAACUGGGACUGAAGGCAUAUCAUUUGAUCUGGCAUCUUUUGAGGUAAUUAGCUGAUACUAAAAUUCACUUCCAUCCACUUCACAUUCAUUGCUUGUGACUCUUGACGUUCGCCGAUUGUCAGACUGGAUCGAUCACAUGUUUAAAUAUUCCGAAUGAAGAGCGCGCAGUACCGACGUUUUAGUCGGCAAUAUGUUUGACUCUACAGUGGAACCCCGCUCUACGGACACCCGCUUUAUACGGACAGUUUCGUUUGUCCCGACAAAAAGCUCAUAUAUUUUCUCUAAAAUUAACCCGCUUUAUACGGACACCGGUUAAUACGGACAACGGACACUUUUCUUUGUCCCGAGUCACAAACUCUCACAUAUUGUCAACCCCGCUUUACGGACACUGGUUAUCUGCACACUGUCUAUUUUCAUUGUCACAAUUAUGUGAUAAUUGUAGACAUUGUACCCUGUUCAAAUAAUGACAGAUUUUUAAGGGUGAAUAAAAUUUUAUUACAGUAUUAAAAAAAUCAGUAACAAAGUAGCGUGGCAUAUUUGAUUUUGAACAGUCUGUCUUUCUUCCGGUGUUUGACUCUUAUACUACGUAUAGUGCUUCAAUAAAGUUUUUUUCCUCCUGUUACACAAGUUUCACUUCCUUGGCUUUUUGUUGCAGUCAUUGCUCUUAAAGUAAAGUCACAGACUUUUUCAAAUGAAUCCACUGUCGUGCCUGUUUCAAUAACAAUACUACAAUACUUAAAAGAUUUUACUCUGAGACUAUGAUGAAUGAUCGUGAGGUUUCUUUAGGAUGAACUUGUUACUGUUACAGUUAAGAAAUUAACGUUUUAUCGUAAAACUGUCUGCUUUGGUCUUUAUAUCGAUAAAACAUGUGUUCCUGACGUUUUCUCUGAGAGCCCGCUUAAUACGGACACCCGGAUAAUAUGGACACUAUGGCAUGUCCCCUUGGUGUCCGUAUUAACCGGGUUUCACUGUAAAUCUUAAAAGUUGUUUCGACUUUAUACAUCUAAGAGCAAAAUAACGUUUAAUAAAUAAAGUUUAUGUUGUCUGGAUAAAUUUAUUGACAGGUACAUGUAAAUCGAGUCGUCAAAAAUGGCUUACGCGCCAGAUCCACCGGAAGUCAACAUGGCCCUGCUCAAGACAAAGGACCUAAAGGGCAAGAGCAUAAGUUGGGAGAAUAUAGAGCUCCCGAUAGACUUUCUGCUGCUGACAGUGAAAGAAUGCGAGUUUUUAAGUAGCCUUUCGUUCCUGAAUCGUGGAUUUANACUUCCUUGGCUUUUUGUUGCAGUCAUUGCUCUUAAAGUAAAGUCACAGACUUUUUCAAAUGAAUCCACUGUCGUGCCUGUUUCAAUAACAAUACUACAAUACUUAAAAGAUUUUACUCUGAGACUAUGAUGAAUGAUCGUGAGGUUUCUUUAGGAUGAACUUGUUACUGUUACAGUUAAGAAAUUAACGUUUUAUCGUAAAACUGUCUGCUUUGGUCUUUAUAUCGAUAAAACAUGUGUUCCUGACGUUUUCUCUGAGAGCCCGCUUAAUACGGACACCCGGAUAAUAUGGACACUAUGGCAUGUCCCCUUGGUGUCCGUAUUAACCGGGUUUCACUGUAAAUCUUAAAAGUUGUUUCGACUUUAUACAUCUAAGAGCAAAAUAACGUUUAAUAAAUAAAGUUUAUGUUGUCUGGAUAAAUUUAUUGACAGGUACAUGUAAAUCGAGUCGUCAAAAAUGGCUUACGCGCCAGAUCCACCGGAAGUCAACAUGGCCCUGCUCAAGACAAGGGACCUAAAGGGCAAGAGCAUAAGUUGGGAGAAUAUAGAGCUCCCGAUAGACUUUCUGCUGCUGACAGUGAAAGAAUGCGAGUUUUUAAGUAGCCUUUCGUUCCUGAAUCGUGGAUUUACCAAGAGUUAUCACAAAAGAGUAGGAUAUGUGUACUUUGGGUAUAUUGGUGAAUAUGAAGCCAAGAAACUAAAAAUUGCCUUGAUAAAAUGCAAUGCGGGCUCUGCCGGUCCUGGAGGCUCCACUGUUGUUGUUAAAAAUGUCGUCAGUGCCUUAAGGCCUAAAGCUGUUAUCAGCGUGGGGUACUGUGCAAGUUUGAACCACCAAAAUGCCAAACUAGGAGAUGUUGUAGUUUCAGCAAAUCUAACAACAUACGCAGCUGCAAAAAUCCAAGAGAAUGGUGAUAUUGAGGAGCUUGGUCACAGUGUGCCCCCAAAAAAGCAUCUUUCGGACCUUAUAAAAAGUGUUGAUGAAGGCUGGGAAGCACCUCUAAAAAAUCCAGGUGAAUUAGACGUGAAGGUAGACCGCGAUGGGGUAUUUCUGAGUGGGCCUGAAGAAGUCCAAAGCAAGAGGCGAUGCUCCCAACUCAGAAAGCGGUUCCCAAAUGCUGUUGCAAUAGAAAUGGAAGGAGAAGGUAAUAGCUAGUAAUCAGCAGUUGUUUCUUGACCUCUGGCCUUGCAAAAACGUUUCGUAAAGGAUGCCCUUUCUGAAGAGCCUAACGUGAUUUUCUUUUUAUGGCACUUGCUGUAUUUUUAGGGCUUUACGCAGCUGCAUACGAUCUAGACAUUGAGUGGAUUAUUAUAAAGGGUAUCUCUGAAUACGCGCACAGUAGCAGUCCUCCAGCGGAUUCUUGGAGACAAUUUUCCAGUGUAAUGGCGGCUUCAUUGACUGCUCACAUGCUUAAAGAUCCCAUUGUAUUCCAAGAGUGGCGUCAUUAUGGAGGUAAGGCUUGA